Molecule: messenger RNA, 3190 nt
Organism: Monopterus albus (swamp eel)
Lineage: Eukaryota; Metazoa; Chordata; Actinopteri; Synbranchiformes; Synbranchidae
Gene: trarg1a
Product: trafficking regulator of GLUT4 (SLC2A4) 1a
Exons: 3
Coding region: 554-1114 (186 amino acids)
Cellular component (GO): membrane
Source: RefSeq, a predicted model, not a curated record
AGUGGCUCAUUAUAGAGUCUGCUUCGACAGGGACGCUUCAUCCUCACUCUUCUUUCUUCCGGAGAGGAAUGAAAAGCACUGAGGCUACUUUUUCAACGACCACACACACUUAAAACUAAAAUAAAGCGGUGCGACUGGAUCAAGGAGCUCUGACCGGUUUGGAUGUAUCAGAGAGAAGAGGUUUUCUGAUGCUCUUUGGAAAUGAGUCAAGCAGCGGAUGUGAAGGACGGUGAAGGAAAGUGAUUCAAAAGGAAGAAUGAUAUCUAGAGGAGUCAAGCUGCUUUCAUCCUCUCUCUGAUUUUAUUCAUUUCUUUUAGGGGAUUGAUCCAUUACACCCGAGCUUUCAAACCACAUCAUCAAGUUUCAUAUAAUUUCAUUUUUCUCAAUUUAAUAGGCUACACUGCGGCUGAUCGCGCUCCUCCAAUCAAAAUUGAUCCCAGUUGUAAAAACUUGCGUUCAGCUUCGGUGCGGAAUGUCGGUAUCUCCUGAUUUGUAGUCAAUUUUAGACAAGCUUUUAAAAUUAUUCCUAUUUUGAUUCAAGUGAGAGUAGAGCAUGGCCAUCAACACGGACACCGACUUCCAGAAGUCCAGCCUGGGUGAGGGUGGAGGAGGCGCUCGGCCAGCGGACUCCCAGGAGACGGAGAAACUACUGGCGGUGACCACGGAGCCUGGAGGAGAUGGGAUGAAGUUGUCCAGCUCCUUCACGGUCAACAUGGACAGUGACAAGGGCCUGGAAGCCGACCAGAACGGCCACAGCGUCGCUUUGAGAUCGGGUUCUGUCGGGCAGCUCGCCGCCGCCGCCCCCCUCUCCCCGUCUAAGGCCAGUCUGAGCCGCUCCUCCACCGGGAACGCCACCGUCCAGGACGCCCCGAAGCCCAGGGACUAUGUCAUCCUGGUCAUCAUCUCCUGCUUCUGCCCCGUGUGGCCGGUCAGCAUUGUCGCACUGGUGUACUCCAUCAUGUCCAGAAACAGUCUCCAGGCAGGGGACAUGGAUGGUGCCAGGAGGCUGGGUCGACUGGCUCGUCUGCUCAGCAUCGUCGCCAUCGUCCUGGGUGUGGUCAUCAUCAUAGUCUACGUCACAGUUUCAGUAACCCAAUCACAUGCAGGACCCUGAGGGGAGAAAACUGAACCGUGAAAGCCAACAAGAAAAUAAAACCCAUUCCAAAACAAAAAAAUGAAAUACAAUUCUUAACUUUAUACCAUAUUGUAAUGACAUCACGACAACACUCGGAAAGUGAAAAAUAGGCAACUCAUGAAAUCAGGUCUUGUAGCAAGUAUGAAAAAAAAUCAUUCAGAGAUGCAUGCAUAAGAAUCCAGUAACAUUUGCUUGACAAAGUUAAUGAGAAACCUGACGUAGAAUGGCUCAGAUUAAACCAGAGGAAAAAGAAAAUGCAGUUUGGAUGCAGUCAGAAGGACCUUUUGAAAUAUGGACUUCUUAAUAUGAAGAGGAUGAUCGACGUACAAGGAGAGAGUGAACACUAAGACUUUUUCUAUGUCUGGGCUGGAGCUCCUUUGAAAACCAGAUUGUUGGUUUGGACUUCAAACUUUGGACAACUGCAUAUAAUCCUCAUAUAUUCCUUCCUGAACCUCUUGCAUUCAAAACAUAUACAGCUAGAAAUGUAGUUGAAAUGUGGAUACAUGAACAUAUAUAUAGAGAGCAAAUGAACAUUUUAUAAAAAUGUUUGUAUGCCAAGUGGUGCUGGGUUUGAUAAGACUUCACACAAUGGCAUUUAGAGGAUCAGUGGAAAUCCAAGGGUCUGCGAAAGGGGGCAGGGAAAACAUUUUUAAUUUUCUAUCAUUUAUCAUAUUUAUUUGAAGAAAAAAAAGAUUUAACUAGAUACUUAAAUGUAGAAAAUCAAAAUUCUGCCGUCAUUUUGACUGUUAUUAUUUGUCUCUUUUCUAAUUAAGGAGUCAGAAAGGUUAACAGCUUUGCCUAUAGGGGAGCAUGCAGCCACUGCAGAAUGUGCAGAAACUGUGAUCUAGCCUGUGAUCUGUCUUGAUCUGGCAGACACUGAAACACAUGCCAAACCUCCCCAAACUCCGAGUUCCCUCUUUACCACAAACCCAAACUUAGUUACUUCCACUUUACAUUUCAGUCUUUACUGCCUUUUGACACCAUAGCUCCCUGUUUUCCAUUACUAUUCUUACAUAGUUAAACAUCAUCUGUUUAAUAACUUUGUUUGGUAUGAAAUGUAUUUAUAUGGGAAAUAUAUAUGCAACAUGUACGCAUGCUAUGAGCCAAAACAGGCUUAUGCGCAUUUGUUUUUUGUAAAUGUACAGGCCUAUGAGCUUAGUUACAUAGGACUGUUGCAUUGACACAUUAUAGUCUUGUACUCCAAGCACAGGUGACAUCAAGUUCUAAGAUCAUGUAGAAUUAUUUAAAUCCACAGCUCACUGGACAUUGAUGAUUUAUUUUCACCAUCUCAUGCAAUGUAAAAUAAGAAUAAUUUGAACAAAGUCCCUCUAAAGUGAUUUAAAAUGAUGCUAUUCCUUGAGUUCCAGUGGCUAUUUUGUUUAAGGGCUCAUACACCAGCUAAUGAUGAGAGACAUUUAUCAGACUAUGCAGUUAACUGAAAUUCAUCAAAGAACAAGGGCAAGCAUCAAUUCCAUUCCAAUUCAUAGUGAUGCAUAACAAUUACACUCUUUAGCCAAAUACCUCAAAGUAGCAAAAAUCCAAAAAUCCCGUGUUUGCUACCAAUGAAAAACGUUACAUUUAUCAUAUAUCGGUCUAUUCUGUUGAUCGUAGUGUGAACUCUAGUGUGAUUCUCUACCAUCCAAAUUCAACAUGUCUGAGACUGGUGGUCUGGAGCAACUGUCCAGGCACUGAGCACCUUUGCCACUAAAACAGUGGACACUUUCGUUUCUAUAUACGACUGUUUCUUUGCCACUAUACUGUAUGUGCCAGUUUUCAUCUCUGUGGUGUAACUUUGCAUGACUGGAAUAAAUGCUACCAUGCAUGGUCCGGGUUUUGUACUCUGAUGAUACUGGUUAUGAGGGGUGAUGUGCUAACGCUACAAUAUGUUGCUGUUUAGUGGGUAUUAGGUUUACCAUGUUAACCAUCAUAGUUUUGCCAGGCUGAAGAGAAUGUCAUUUGUUUUAUAUGCAUUUCUUCAUGAACCAAAAUGGUCAUCAAUCCAUCUAUUAUCUAUACCACUUAUCCUGAAGAGGGUCACGGGGGGACUGGAGCCAA